Messenger RNA from Pseudovirgaria hyperparasitica, 1193 nucleotides. RefSeq lists its product as uncharacterized. Lineage: Eukaryota; Fungi; Ascomycota; Dothideomycetes; Acrospermales; Acrospermaceae. The transcript has a single exon. The record is from RefSeq and is a predicted model, not a curated record. The coding region runs from base 208 to 915 and encodes 235 amino acids.
GGUAUCCUUAUACGGCACCUCCCUGCCACGUGGCACACGACAGACCACCAACUCCCCCCACGCACUCGUAAAGCUCAAAGUCACGAAAUCCGGGGUCAUCGUGUGUCAUACAGUAAGAAGUUAAGCCCCAAUUCGGCGGCUUCUUUGCAGCUCUCUACUUCUUCCCAGUCUACACCUCCACCGACCAGGGAAACAAAAUCGAUCAAGAUGAUUUCCGUCACAACGACCAAAAGUAAGCGUAGGCCUUCAUUCAGAGACUUCAUCAUCCGCGUGCGUGAUUUCAAGGCAUCCGUUUCUUCCGAGGGAGCACUACGGAGCUCUAAACCACGUCAGGGCUCAAGUUCUUCGUCAGAAGGCGAGAGCGCUCGGCAUACUCGCGACAACGUAGGAACGAAACACCAUGAACCAGUUGUAUUCGAUACUAGCAUCGCUAGAGAUCCGUUACUACUUAAGUUGGCUGUUGUCAUACACAGGCCUCCAACAAUGUCUCACGGUGUGAGCGCCGGAGGCCUGAAACAACACAUAUGGUCCUCGUCAUACAUCACGACCUCAGUCGCCGACCCACCACUCCCACCGUUCCGUUUGCUCGAUCUCCCCGGCGAACUACGCAACCAGAUCUACGAAAACAUCUGCAUCCUCCCGGACCCAAUCAACGUCGGCAAGAUGCCACGAUCUACGGCCCAAGGGCGCCCACAAACCAUCCUCCCCUCAAGCGAAACCGUACGCAACGUCCUCCGCUUCCUCGCCACCAACAUCCAAAUCAACGCCGAAGCCCUUCCCAUCUUCUACGGCCGCAACACCUGGGAAGUCGCCCACAACGCCACCACUGAACACAGCCCCUCUCCGCCAUGCACCACCACAACCACAGAGCCCACAUGCGCGCCUUCACAACCUUCUGGGCCGUCGCCGAUAUGACCCGCUGCACCUGCGACACUCACUACUACGAAGCCGUCGCCUGGCGCCGCGCCUGCCUCUCAGCAAACUCCCUCGCCGUUCUCUUCCCAAACCUCGCCUCCUACACCCUCACCUUCUCCUGCGACGACCACAGCUACACCAUCCCGGCCUCCGUCCCCACCCUCCGCUGCUCCAUGACAAACGUCUGGCACCACCAGCUCAUGCGCCGCCAACAACUUGCCGAGUCGGACCCUGAGAUCCGCGACCGCUGCUACGCCUGGAUCCGCAAAGUCGCCGAG